UUAACACCUUCUUCAUUCACUCACAAUAUACCCAUUUCGAUUCAUAAUUCUCAAAGGGGAUUUACUGCAAGAAAUUCAAGGUUCAAGGGAUUGUGAAGAUGAACAACAAUUACCCACAAUACAAUGAAGGUGCUGGCUCUUCUCACACAUCCAACUCUCCUCAACGUGCCUCAAACUUUCCCAUCUUCGAUCAAUCAGCAUCAAACUCAAACUCGAAUGUAAAAGGUAACGAGCUCCAUAGAGCGAGCGACCUUCUGAUGGCGGUGUCGGUGUGCACGGAGGCAAACUUUUCGAGAAUCGCCGACCUCGCCGACACGGCGAUGGACGAGCUCAUAAAAGCAGCUCUUGAUGGAGAUCCUCUAUGGAUGCCCCAACAAAAUGAAGAAGCUGAAUCUUACUAUACAUUGAUGGAUAUAAUGAAAAUGGUUGAGGUUGGAGAGCCUCCUUCUUCCAGCCUUCUUGACUUCGAACUUUUCAACACCAAAUCCGACGCUGAAUCCAACAUCAACAACAACACAAAUUUGGGCUUUAAAGACAAUCAACAACAACAACAACAACACUAUCUUCAAACUGAGUUUUCAAGACAAACUGAAUUUGUCAAAAUGGAUCCACUCAGCAUUGUUGGGUUUUUGAUGGAUUUGGAACAAUGGUCACUUAUCUUCUCGGACAUUGUUUCAAGAGCAGCAAUUCUUCAAAUGUGGUCAUCAAUGGGACCGGGAGGGACUUACGAUGGAACUUUGCAAGUGAUGACAGCUGAGUUUCAGCUCGCCUCACCACUUGUGGAGACAAGAGAGAGUUACUUUGGGAGGUUUUGCAAGCAAUUAGCUCCAUACACAUGGGGAGUUGUUGAUAUUUCCUUGGAAGAUCUCUUCCCUUAUCCAUCCAUUGGCUUUUGUAGAAAACCCUCUGGCUGUUUGAUCCAAGCAUGUCCUGAUGGAAUCUCUAAGGUCAUGUGGGUUGAGCAUGUGGAAGUUGACAACAGAUGUGUUCAACCAAUGUUCCAACCAUAUAUCAACUCUGGUUUGGCAUUUGGUGCAAAGAGAUGGGUUUCUUCCCUGGUUAGAUACUGCAUUUGGCAAACUACUUUAGAGGCCAAGAGCACUUCAACAAUCAAUGGGGAUCCAGGGCUCGUUAGACAUAAAAGUGAAAGUCUGGGAACCAAUAAGACACAAGUUUCAAUACUACAAGCUGGAAGGCUUAGUGUGUUGAAGUUGGCUGAGAGAAUGACAAGGACCUUUUAUAAGGUUGUGAGUGGUUCUAAAGAAAAUCCAUGGAUGAAAAUUCCCAUUCCUGGACCUCAUGACAUUAGGGUUAUGACCCAGAAAGCCAAAGAGAAUGAUCCUGGACGUCCUCCGUGUACAUCGGUGAUCUUUGCUACUUCAGCUCAAGUUCCGAACAAUCCGAAUGAAGUUUUCCAGUUCCUUCGUCAUGAGAAGUCUCGAAACAAGUGGGACAUCCUUUCAUUUGGUUACGUCAUCACGGAACUUGCCUGCAUCAUCAAUGGAAACGACUCGAGAAACCGGGUGUCGAUAAUUCAAGUGAAUUCUUCACCGAGAAAAGUCGAGGUCUUCUACCUGCAAGAGAGUUACUUCGACGCAACCGGAUCUUAUAUAGUCUAUGCACCUGUUGAUCUCUUUGCCAUGUCGAUACUCUUACGUGGAGGAAACCCAGAUAAUGUGGCUAUCUUGUCUUCUGGUUUUGUUGUCCUUCCAGAUAACCUGAAAAUGAAUGGACAGGAAAUUGAAGCUGAUGGUAGCAUCGUGACAGUGGCCCUCAACAUCGUUGAUCAUUCAAUAACUGAAAGGAUCCCAUUUGAUUCAAUGGUUUCCAUGCAUAGGAUUAUGAAUGAAACUGUAGCCUCAAUCAAACAGGCUUUCCAAGUACAACAAUUUUAAAAAGGAAUUGUAAUACUUGGUAUGAAAAAACCUUGUCUUUCUGUGUUUAGGACUACAAGUGCUUAUAGAUGGGUGAAGUUUGACACCCAAUAUAAGCUGAAAUAAAUGGCUUUCAAGCUGUUUAUGUAAUAAUUUACAUAUAGGUUUCA
Messenger RNA from Cucurbita maxima (winter squash), 2044 nucleotides. RefSeq names its product homeobox-leucine zipper protein PROTODERMAL FACTOR 2-like. The transcript has 10 exons. The record is from RefSeq and is a predicted model, not a curated record. Gene Ontology annotation, molecular function: lipid binding. Bases 99 to 1895 code for a protein of 598 amino acids. NCBI's taxonomy places the organism in Eukaryota, Viridiplantae, Streptophyta, Magnoliopsida, Cucurbitales, Cucurbitaceae.